AUGGCAUCUUCUUUGUUUAUAGACCUUGACGGUCAAGCUAUACCCGACAGCGAAAUUCUAGGAUAUGGAAGGUCAGGCGUUGUGAUGUUGCGUGAUGGGCUAGCAGUCAAGACGCCUUUAAGGCAUCCAUGGAGUUCCGAAGAUGAUGUUGAGGUGAAUGUUGAGGUCAUUCAGCGAGAGCAAGAAGUCUACCGUCGACUGAAUUCCACUUGGAUCGGAAAUGAUCAAAUUGAUGGUGUUGUGCCUUGUAUCGGCUUCUCCACGAAUGCUACUCAACUCGCCUACAUGGAAAACGGCGACCUUCGCGCCUACCUGGAAAGAAAUAAGCCUCCUCUGACACUCCAGAUGUCAUGGUUCCGUCAAAUGGCACGUACACUGGCGCAGAUCCAUGAUAAACGUGUGCUUGUGGCGGAUAUUGCUACUCGCAACUUCCUCCUUGAUUCUGAUCUCUCCGUCAAACUGUGCGACUUCACCGAAGCAUCUGUUCUACCGCUGGAUACAGUUAUGGAAGCAGCCGACGAUAACGGGUUCUCAAUACAGACAGAUAUCGGACAACUCGGAGCAGUAAUGUACGAAGUUGUAACAGGGUCUAAGUGUGAUUUUGAUCUCUUCAAAGAUAACGCCCCUGAUGAUGGCCGAGCCACUUGGCCCCGUCGAACAUCCCUUCCUAGCACAAACGGUCUGUGGAACAUCAAUUGCGAAGACCUGGUCUUUCCCAAAGUUCCUCCUUCAAAUGCAGUCGACCGCCUUGCUGCUGAAAUCUCACCUAUUACACUACCAAUCAACUUGAAACAGAAGAUGAAGAGCUGGAAACUUCCCGGGGAGUUCCUCAAACAAUGUACAGGGGCACCAAGCACAGUUUACCGAAGUUUACUCGCAAAGACUUGUUAUGUCCUUCGCACGUUUAACGAUUCACUGCCGCUGAGGGACCCCCGCCGUCGUGUUCUUCAUGUCGAAGACCGAAUUCAGUUCCGGAUAUGUGCUGUUCUGUGGUACAUUUUGUUCAAACAGUGUUGGCUGGGGCUCAAACGUGCAAGUAAUUCCGCGGAAUUGACUGUUCAUCAUACUUCCAUUGUACUUGAAAACAUUGUCAACCAUUCAGAAAUACUACCCUCCUGUGAACGUGUUUCUGCGAAGGAAAUACGUGAUUGGGUAAGGAAAGGAGAACGCUAUCAUCUACUAACACUCGACCUUGGUGGUGUGGGGAUUUUAUUUCUGCUUCCGGACAAAACCGAAUAUUUGUGCGUGAGCUUACGCGCUUCCUGA
Messenger RNA from Aspergillus novofumigatus IBT 16806, 1266 nucleotides. RefSeq lists its product as uncharacterized. Gene Ontology annotation, molecular function: ATP binding; protein tyrosine kinase activity. Lineage: Eukaryota; Fungi; Ascomycota; Eurotiomycetes; Eurotiales; Aspergillaceae. Gene Ontology annotation, biological process: protein phosphorylation. The record is from RefSeq and is a predicted model, not a curated record. The transcript has 2 exons. Bases 1 to 1266 code for a protein of 421 amino acids.